Styela clava is the source of this 1020-nucleotide messenger RNA. RefSeq lists its product as uncharacterized. The record is from RefSeq and is a predicted model, not a curated record. Lineage: Eukaryota; Metazoa; Chordata; Ascidiacea; Stolidobranchia; Styelidae.
CAAAAUUUCUUUUUUUUCUAGUGGCCACCCUGUAUUUAAGUGGGUUUAAAAUAUCAUGUUUGUGCUUGAAAAAAUUAUGUACAUUUCGCUACUGAUGAUUGUUCUGAGUUUUGACUUGAUCAAAACAGAACGAUGCAGAAUUCCGGAAGAAAACGAAGAAAUCGAUAUCGAUAAGAGUCCCAAUACCUGGUACAUGGUACUGCACACAAAUGACCCAGUGAUGGGAAGAGAUGUUUCAGGUUCAAGGCUACAUAAUUUUACCAAAACAAGUACAGGAUUGAAUAUGGUGGCCACAGAAAUACACAAAAAUUCUCCUCCACAAACUAUGUUAGUCCACUGGACGAAGCAGAGAGCAGGUGUCUACAGAUUGGACAAGAGUGAUGAAUCAGUUGUUCAAGCAUCACAUGCUUUGAUGCCAGAAGGAGGAACGAGUGAAGAUGCAGAAAAAUUAGAACAUGCACAUUUCAUUGGUGAUAAUUUGAUCGUAAGCGAUGAAGAGAAUUACGUAAUAAAUGCAUUCUGCGGUCCUUCAGAUGAAUGGGUUGUGUGGGUGGUUUUUCCAACUAUGAAUCCAACAAUCAAGCAACUCACCCUGAUGUGGAACAAACUCAUGGAAAAGGGAAUCAAUGUACAACUUCACCUUGCAGAAGCAGUUGAACAUCCAGCGAUGUUCAUGGGUUUUAAAUAAUGAAAAAUAUGCGGAUAUUUUGUCGCGAAAUUAGGAUGUUUACCAUUCAAUUAUUCAAUCAACUUUUUCAUAUUCAUAAUUUGAAUAAAAUUACCAUAAUUAUUCAAUACCAUGCACAUUGAAUAAUCCUUGAGCAUACUUGAAUAAGUGCAUAUAAUUCAAUUCAAUUUACUAUGAAAAUGCACAUCUGAAAUUGACGUUAUCUCCUUAUUUCAAAAAUAAGGUUCCAUUACAUUUGAACCCACGUACAUUUGUACUCACGACGAUUGCACCUGCACACUAUUGCACCUAUGAAAAUUUUUGUUGUUUUACGGAUAUUUGAACCCAUACUA